Molecule: messenger RNA, 5940 nt
Organism: Toxotes jaculatrix (banded archerfish)
Lineage: Eukaryota; Metazoa; Chordata; Actinopteri; Toxotidae
Gene: gapvd1
Product: GTPase activating protein and VPS9 domains 1
Exons: 28
Coding region: 173-4600 (1475 amino acids)
Biological process (GO): vesicle-mediated transport; regulation of GTPase activity
Cellular component (GO): cytosol; endocytic vesicle
Molecular function (GO): guanyl-nucleotide exchange factor activity; small GTPase binding
Source: RefSeq, a predicted model, not a curated record
AUGACAGCACUGUUCGUUCCUGCAGAAGCCAGUGUGAGACGGCUAACCGCCAACAAACAAUUCCUUUGACUCGAGAAAUCUUUGGAUCGGCUGUGUUUAGAGAAAUUGUGAACAACCAACACGCGCUAAUUACGUUCGUCAUUUGCCUCUCUGCCUGUGUGAGCUGGUGAAGAUGGUGAAGCCAGACAUCCACACUCUGGCCCACCACCUGAAGCAGGAGCGGCUGUACGUGGCGUCGGAGAAGCAGCUGAUCCAGAGGCUCAACAGUGAUGUGCUGAAGACAGCUGAGAGGCUGUACAGGUCCGCAUGGAUCGCCAAGCAGCAGAGGAUCAACCUCGAUCGUCUCAUUCUCACCAGUGCGGAGGCCUCUCCAGCUGAAUGUUGCCAACAUGCGAAAAUGCUGGAAGACACACAGUUUGUUGAUGGCUACAAGACUCUGGGCUUCCAGGAGACCAUCUAUGGCGAGUUUUUGGCCCGGUUGAGAGAGAACCCCAGACUGGUGGCUUCCUGCCUGGUGGCAGGAGAGAGGCUGAACCAGGAGCACACCCAGGGGGUCAUCCAUACAGUCUUCACCUCACUUUAUGGCAACUGUAUUAUGCAGGAGGAUGAGAGCUAUUUGCUACAGGUGUUACGGUACCUGAUAGAGUUUGAGCUGAAGGAGAGUGACAACCCUCGCCGUCUGCUGCGACGGGGAACCUGUGCCUUCAGCAUCCUUUUCAAGCUCUUUUCCGAGGGCCUGUACUCAGCCAAGCUCUUCCUCACUGCCACUCUCCAUGAACCCAUUAUGCAGCUACUGGUGGAAGAUGAAGACCACCUGGAGACGGACCCAGCCAAGGUUACAGAGCGCCUCACUCCGGCCCAGCAGGAUCGCUUUGGAGAAAAGGGCUCUGAAGGCUACAAACAGAGGGUGCAAGCAGCAGUGGAGGCCAAUGAAGCCAAGCUGGUAGCUCUGGUCAACAAAUUUAUCGGUUACUUGAAGCAGAACACCUACUGCUUUCCCCACAGCCUGCGCUGGAUUGUGUCCCAGAUGUACAAGACGUUGUCAUGUGUGGAGCGUCUUGAGGUAGGCGAGGUGCGCACCAUGUGCACAGACCUGCUGCUGACCUGCUUCAUCUGUCCAGCUAUAGUCAACCCGGAGCAGUAUGGUAUCAUCUCUGACGCCCCCAUCAAUGAAGUUGCCCGUUUCAAUCUAAUGCAGGUGGGGCAGCUUUUGCAGCAGUUGGCUAUGGCUGAUGAUGAUGCAGACCCAAGGCGGAAAAGCAGUUUGUCUAAAUUUGAUAAGAGUUGUGUUGCUGCCUUUCUGGAUGUGGUGAUUGGGGGAAGAGCAGUCGAGACCCCACCCAUGUCCUCGAUGAACCUUCUAGAAGGCCUCAGCAGGACUGCGGUCUAUAUUACGCAUAAUCAGCUGCUAGCACUGGUGGACUUUGUGCGGAGUGUGACUGCAGGGGACCACCUCCGGGAGGAGGAGCACAUGGCUCUGGAGAACCUGCUGGCCAACGUGCCCCAGUCUCGGACUGUGAAGAGCAACAGCCUGGAGCUCACUCCCUCCAACACCCCCCAGCUCUCCCCGGCUACCACUCCUGCCAAUAAGAAGAACAGGCUCCCCAUAGGACAACACUUAGCUGCUAUAACAUCCUGGGACCCCACAAGCACCACUCUGUCUGCUCACAUUCCAUUAGUAACCCCGUUUGCAGCUGCUCGUAGCCGCAGCCGUACCAACAUAGCCCAGGAGGGGGAGGCAGAGGCCAGCUCCCAAGAGUCCCUACAGGAGCUGAUGCCAGAGGAGGUGCUGGUGAUUUCACUAGGAACUGGUCCUCAGACCGUCCCUGGGAUGAUGUCAGAGAAUGAGGUUUUGAACCUGCAGAUGGCUGAUGGGACCCAGGGGGAGGGCCAUGCUGAUGAUACCAAGCUGCAUGGUAAACCAGACAAAACCCUGCGCUUUUCCCUCUGCAGUGACAACUUGGAAGGCAUCUCAGAGGGUCCCUCCAAUCGUUCUAACUCUGUGUCGUCUCUGGACCUGGAGGGAGAGUCUGUUUCUGAGCUGGGAGCUGGACCAUCAGGGAGCAACGGGGUGGAGGCUCUGCAGCUUCUGGAGCAUGAACAGGCAACCACUCAGGACAACCUGGAUGACAAACUCCGCAAGUUUGAGAUCAGAGACAUGAUGGGUCUGACAGAUGAUCGGGACAUCUCUGAGACAGUCAGUGAAACCUGGAGCACUGACGUGCUUGGCAGUGACUUUGAUCCCAACAUGGAUGAAGAUCGGCUGCAGGAAAUAGCAGGGGCAGCUGCGGAGAACAUGCUCGGCAGCCUGCUGUGUCUUCCUGGCUCGGGUUCAGUGCUGCUGGACCCCUAUGGCUCCACCAUCUCAGAGACCACAAGCGAGGCCUGGAGCGUGGAGGUCCUGCCCAGCGACUCAGAGGCCCCAGACCUGAAGCAGGAGGAGCGUCUGCAGGAGCUGGAGAGCUGCUCAGGUGUCGGCAGCACCUCAGACGACACAGAGGUUAGAGAGGUCAGCUCAAGACCCAGCACACCAGGCCUCAGUGUUGUCUCAGGUAUCAGUGCAACCUCAGAGGACAUCCCCAACAAGAUCGAGGACCUGCGGUCAGAGUGCAGCUCAGACUUUGGAGGGAAGGACUCUGUGACCAGUCCAGAUGGGGAGGAGUCAGGCCACGGAGCACACCAUCUGACAUCUCCACCCUCACAGGCCGAUUCCUUGCUGGCCAUGUUCGAUCCCCUCUCCUCUGGUGAAGGCUCCUCCACUGGAACAAUAGUGAGGCCCAAAGUGCACUACGCCAGGCCCACUCACCCUCCACCUGACCCUCCCAUCCCUGAAGCCAGUGCCCUGGGGCAAGAGACGCGCCACUCUCUCUUCACGCCUCACUGCCUGGCCCAGGCUGAGCUGGAGCACACCAAGCAGCGGCACUCCUUCCCUGACAGGCUGGUCCGCAGCCGCAGCUCUGACAUCGUGUGCCCAGGCCGCCGGCCCACAAGUGACCCCGGCCUUAACCGGCGGGUAGCAGUUGAAGAGCGUGACCCUUCUGGGGCCUACGCUUUGGGACCCUCCUCAUCCCCCAGCAAGGACUCACUGAAAGGAGAGGCUGAGGACAGGAAAGACAGUGACGAUGAGAAGUCUGAUCGCAACAGACCAUGGUGGAAGAAACGUUUUGUGUCAGCCAUUCCCAAAGCUCCAAUAGCAGCGUUUAGGAAAAGGGACAAACAAGAGAAAGAUGACAUUGCCCAGGAGCGUAUCCCACAAGAUGACCCAUUGCCCAGACAGAGCACACAAGCACAGGCAGCUGAAGACAUCCUGGACAAGUACAGGAACAUCAAGAGGCCCAGCGCGAGUGAUGGAGCCACAGCUGGAGCCUCCUAUGAUGGUACAGGAGAUCUUUGUGUUGAAGAUAAUGUCCAUGACUCUCCAAGAGAAGAUACUCUGCAAAACAUUUCCACAGAUGACCUCCCAGACUCAGCCAGCCAGACGGCACAGCAGCAUGACUCCAAGUUCUCUUUCAGUGACGCAAAGAAGAAGUUGAGGUUGGCGUUGUGCUCUGCAGACUCUGUGGCUCUGCCCAUUAUGGCUCCUGCAACCACACGAAAUGGGCUGCCUGACCACAUGGAUCCUGAAGACAAUGAGAUCGUCUGCUUCCUGAAGGUCCAGCUCGCAGAGGCCAUCAACCUCCAGGAUAAGAACCAGAUGGCCCAGAUCCAGGAGACCACGCGCUGUGUCAGCCGCUUCGACGCACGCACGUGCAGGAAGCUGCUGGCUGCCAUUGCGGAGGAUUACAGAAAGCGGGCACCAUACAUAGCUUAUCUAACUAGGUGUCGUCAGGGCCUGCAGACCUCGCAGGCCCAUCUGGAGAGGCUCCUCCAGAGGGUGCUGAGAGACAAGGAGGUGGCGAACCGCUACUUCACCACUGUCUGUGUUCGGCUCCUUCUUGAACACAUGGAAUCCAAGAUGCUUGACUUUAUUAAGGCGUUCCAGGGAUGCACAGCGGCGGAUGACAAGACAGCAGCAGUGGAGGAUUUUCUGCGCUACUUGUACGGUGCUAUGGCCCGUGAUGCCAUUUGGCAGUAUGCAAGCGAGGACCAGCUGCAGGAUGCCCAGAUGGCUAUCGAGCGCAGCGUUAUGAACCGCAUCUUCAAACUGGCCUUCUACCCUAACCUAGAUGGAGAUAGUCUCAGAGACCAGCUUUUCCAUGAACACAUCCAGCGGCUCUCAAAAGUUGUGACAGCCACUCAUAAAGCUCUUCAAAUCCCAGAGGUUUACUUGAAGGAGGCUCCCUGGCCGUCUGCACAGUCCGAGAUCAGAACCAUCAAUGCAUACAAGACGCCACGAGACAAAGUCCAGUGUAUACUGCGCAUGUGUUCCACCAUCAUGAACCUCCUCAGCCUGGCCAAUGAAGACUCCGUCCCUGGAGCGGAUGACUUUGUCCCUGUACUUGUCUUUGUCCUCAUAAGGGCAAACCCGCCCUGCCUGCUGUCCACCGUUCAGUACAUCAAUAAUUUCUACGCCAGCCGGCUGAGUGGGGAGGAGUGCUAUUGGUGGAUGCAGUUCACCGCGGCGGUGGAAUUCAUUAAGACCAUCGACGAUCGCAAGUGAAGCAGAACAGCCACCUGUAUGGGCAGACUGCGGGGGAAGGAGCCGGGAGACUGGGAGACUUCCCAACCAACUGCUCCCUCUGCACAGCUUAUAAAACCUGGCCCUCAGCCUGCUCUUUAUUUGUAUAGCUUGUACAUAGCCAGAGACGUUGAAAGAUUACAAAAUAUAUAUUACUGUAUGUAUGUGGACAAAUCCAGGUUUUAGCCGUGGUGAAAAAACGGCCUUGGGGAAAAAUUGGCAAGAUGUUAACUUUGAACCUGAUUUGGAUUUUUCCUUUUAUCUUUGUCUCUUCAGUCAUGUUUCACUUUUGGGGUCUGUAUUAGGAAUUUUAUAUACACAACAGUUACCAAUAUGACAUUAAAUCAACAUAAAAGAUAAUCCUAUAUAAAGGGACCAGACUUGCUUGAUGUGAUCACUGAUCUUAUUGUUUUCCCCCCCCCGAGUGAGAGGGAAGGGCUUCCAAUUAAAUUACAAUAUAAUGUUCAUUAAAUGCAUUGUAACGUGGGGAUUUACAGUGCGUGAUAGUUACUGAUGGGAUUUAGUGACUCAUAAACACUGUAAUCAAUUCACAAUAACCAUACUACUCAUGAGAUAUCAAACAGUAGGGCAGCUUAUUUCAUGAAUUGUUUACUUCAUCUUAUUCCCAAAAACACGUGUCAGUGGUAAUUUGGACAUAAGGGCCCACAUAUUUAUAUGAAAUAAAAUGUAUUUAUUUCUGUAAUUCUAUUUAAUGCUUUGUUUAUCUAAUUUUAAAGGAAAUGAAAAAUGCAUAUCAUGCCCUUUCAAGAUGUCUGAAGCGAGUAGCGUUGUUAUAAUAAAGUUGCGAGAAAAGCUUGAGUUAGGAAGGCACCUUAGCAGUGAAGAGGCCUCAGGUGGGGAAUGUGGGCGAUUAUGAUACAGGGUCAGUUCAUGCACAGAGCAGUGGUGGCAUUUAUGGAAAUAUUGAAAAUAGUGCCUUUGAUGUGGGGCGCUCUGUACAGGUAGUUAUUUUUGAGUUUUCUUUCUUUUUUCUUUUUAACCCAGAAUAGGCUUCAUCCCCCCCUCACACACACACACUUCAGUGAGCCAACCACGUUUCACUGAGAAACCUUUGUCCAGCCCUCGCUGCUGGAACAUGAGCAUCACCACAUCGCUGAUUGUCGUGGCUCAGUCCCUUUAAUACGCUAGAGUUUGAACAAGUAUCCCCUUCGGUAUUGUCGAUCCUACCUCAGAGUUGAAACCAAUGAGCCUGAUAUCAGUCUGUAAUACAGUUAACUGUCCUGCAUUGGUUGACAACAGAGUACUGGAUCAUUUUUGCACUGGUUAAAAAAAAAAAAAAAAUAUUAAAAAAGUUAGGGGAA